GUUAGCAAAAACGCCAAAAUCAGUCAGCAUGUAAAUUAUCGUAUCAGAUGUACCAUGCAAGAUGGGAGACAACUUGUUGGUACUUUCAAGGCCUUCGACCGUCAUAUGAAUAUAAUUCUCUGUGACUGUGACGAAUUUCGUCACGUGAAAAGCAAAGCUUCAAAACAAGAUAAAGAGAAACAAGAAAAACGAGCUUUGGGGCUGGUUCUGUUACGUGGCGAGCAUAUAGUAAGUUUUACCGUGAUCUGCUUCGAAUGUCUUGGGGUGCACUAUAACAAGAUCAGAUCAGGUCGUUCCUAUUUGUGCGAUCCGAACAUGUCCGCUUGCGCUCCAGGGAGUAUUCCCACGCGUACCAAUGUACUCAACGGAAGGUUUAGACUGUUGGCGGUUACGAAUCUAUGGUACUGGUAG
Echinostoma caproni is the source of this 411-nucleotide messenger RNA. The record is from the annotation of a GenBank genome assembly. NCBI's taxonomy places the organism in Eukaryota, Metazoa, Platyhelminthes, Trematoda, Plagiorchiida, Echinostomatidae.